AAAGACAGCCAUUUUGCACCGUCCCUCUUCCACCCAGAAAGUAGGUUGUCGUGAGAAGACGUAAUCAGAGAAAACGACUAACUCAUAAAUCCCACUAAACCAUUCCCUUUUUGUCAGCAUACCAUACCUACUUAAUUGCCACCGUUUGACAAAGGGUGCAUCGAGGAUUGGCGGGAGCAACAUUUCAGAAAAGCAAGGCUACAGAGAGGCGUUUGACAAAGGCACUGGAUGGAUAGCAUCGACGCUGAAGCCCUCUACCUGACCACAGCGCAGCACGGGCAACCUCAAUGCGAGCUUUCCCUUCCUGCUGUGGAAGUAUCUGCCCUUGGCGGAACCAAGAUGAACGGGUCCCUGGACCACCCGGACCAGCCCGACAUUGAUGCUAUCAAAAUGUUUGUGGGUCAGGUCCCUCGGAUGUGGUCGGAGGAUCAGCUGCGCGAGUUGUUUGAGCCCUACGGUGCAGUGUAUGAAAUCAAUAUUCUUCGAGACAGGAGUCAAAACCCGCCACAAAGUAAAGGUUGUUGUUUUGUCACAUAUUACUCCCGUAAAUCUGCAUUAGAAGCACAAAAUGCCCUUCACAACAUGAAGAUUCUUCCAGGGAUGCAUCAUCCUAUUCAGAUGAAACCUGCAGACAGUGAGAAAAACAAUGCUAUAGAAGACAGAAAGCUGUUUAUUGGAAUGGUUUCAAAGAAAUGCAACGAGAACGACAUCAGGCUCAUGUUUUCUCCUUAUGGUCAAAUUGAGGAGUGCCGCAUACUCCGAGGCCCUGAUGGACUGAGCCGUGGCUGUGCCUUCAUCACAUUCACUGCGAGACAGAUGGCGCAGUCUGCCAUCAAAUCCAUGCACCAGGCACAGACCAUGGAGGGCUGCUCUUCUCCUGUUGUUGUGAAGUUUGCCGACACACAGAAGGAUAAAGAACAGAAACGCAUCGCUCAGCAGCUGCAGCAACAGAUGCAACAGCUCAACGCUGCCUCCAUGUGGGGAAACCUCACAGGACUGAACUCACUGGGUCCACAGUACCUUGCACUUUAUUUGCAGCUUCUUCAACAGUCUGCAUCCUCUGGAAAUGCGCUCAACAAUCUCCAUCCAAUGUCAGGUUUGAAUGCCAUGCAGAAUCUGGCUGCAUUAGCAGCAGCUGCGAGCGCUACACAGGGGAACCCCACAGGUAGCAGCGCUCUGACCACCUCUAGCUCUCCCCUCAGCGUCCUCACCAGCUCAGGUACGCCUUCUGGACAGCACGGUCAAUCUGCCUGGGACGCCUUCAAGGCUGGUUCCUCUCCCACCUCCAGUACUAGCUCUUCUGUGAACACCAUGGCGUCUUUAGGUGCUCUUCAGUCUUUUGCUGCUGGUGCUGGAGCGGGUCUCAACAUGAGCUCACUAGCAAGUAUGGCUGCUCUGAAUGGUGGUCUGGGCAGUGGGGGUCUCUCGAACGGCUCUGGUAGUACUAUGGAGGCUUUGACUCAGGCAGCCUAUUCUGGGAUCCAGCAGUACGCAGCUGCCGCUCUGCCCAGCCUCUACAACCAGAGUUUACUGUCCCAGCAGAACGUCAGUGCAGCCGGAAGCCAGAAGGAAGCCAGUCACAAUCAGAGCGCGGGCCCCGAAGGAGCAAAUUUGUUCAUCUACCACCUGCCACAAGAAUUUGGUGAUCAGGAUUUAUUGCAGAUGUUUAUGCCUUUCGGCAAUGUUAUCUCAGCCAAGGUCUUCAUUGACAAACAGACCAAUCUUAGCAAGUGUUUCGGCUUUGUAAGUUAUGACAAUCCAGUUUCAUCCCAGGCGGCCAUUCAGUCAAUGAAUGGUUUUCAGAUUGGAAUGAAGCGUCUGAAGGUGCAACUUAAACGAUCCAAAAAUGACAGCAAGCCAUACUGAGUGAUUUCACUCUCAAAUGGACUUGCUUUGAAAAUGUUUUUCUGAUAUCUUCGUGCCCGUUUGUCAUCGUUUGCCUAGCAUGUUGAUGUGACGUCAAAAGUUCAUCGUCCAGUCCGUUGUCCUCUUCGCUUCUCUGGCGCUUGAAAUUUCACACUUGACCUUUUUUGUUAACUUUUGACGCUGUUGAUUACUUUGUUUUUUCCUUUGUGUGAUGUUCAUUUCUGUCAUUUGUGCUGCCAAUAGGGAGCGUUAGAAAGACUGCUUGCGUGUAAAAAGUUUCAUGAAAAUCGUUCAGAGCAAAGAGUCUAUUUUUCUAGAACGUACAAACAUAACCACUAGAUUUUUGCAGAAGCUUUUAAUUUUCCUUGUUUAAUUUGUUUUCUUGAUCAAUUUUUUAUUGUUUUAAAGCAGUCUUCCUAACGCCUCAAAUUGUACUCCUUUUUGAUUUUUGUUUUCUCAAAGCAGCCAUUCAGUUUAUAGAAUCACUGUUGUGUGUUCAAGUGUGGGUGUGUUUCCCUCUUUCUCUCACUUGUUAGUUCUAAACCUUUUUAGAGGAUGUUUUCGUCACAUUUUGCUGAAAUCGAGGAUAAGCUUUGUAAUUUUGUGUUAGGUUAGUUGGCAUGAUGUAAUUUUGGGAGUUUUUAUUAACAGAGUGACAUACAAUAGACACUUGAAUUGCCUUUUUUCUUUGUGUGUCGACCCAAUACAGGCACAUGUUUUUUAUUUCCUUAUUGUGUGAAAAUCAGGAUUAGUCUGAAAUAAAAUGCAUAGACUAAGCAGAGUUGAAUUUCUUGUCGCAGGUGAAUAUUAAGCAUGCAUGUUUUUUGUAAGUGCACUGAAAUCCUCAGCAAAAUGUGAUUUAGUUUUGUUUAAAAAAAGUUCAGAUGAAUAAAGUGGUGCCAAAAGUUUUGCAUGUUGAUGUUGGUUACAUUAUCGGUAUGUUUCACGUCAUGCUAUUAUGACAUGUUCUACGUUCAGAGAAAGACAUGACAGUGUGUUUUGGUUUAAAGUGGGCAAAUUUAAAAUGUGUUCUUAAAAUUAAAGAGGUUUUCGAGUCAUCACAUGAAAUAAGUGAUCAUGCCUACAACAGUGAACUUAUUAUUUUAAGAUGUAUUGUUUGGUUGAGCAUUUGUUACAAUCAUACAUCUGUUUUACACUUUUGUUCUUUUGUUUAUCAUUUGACAUUUGUGUUUGUUGUGAUCAAAAGUUGUGGACUGGGUUAUAGCGCUCAACUGCAGCUGAGGGGGCAGCCUUCUAAUAUCCAUGUUUCCAUUAAUGAAGAAGAGCUACAUUUAGGAUUCUUCACCCCCUUUAUUUUAUUUUAUGCAGACAGACUUCUAAUUGGGAUUGAGGUGGUUGAUGUUUUCUAUCUAGAAUUUUAAGCUGCUGUUUUGUUCUCAGAUUUCCUGUGGGAUGUUUGUCAUUAUUGGUACAGAGUGAUUGUAUUUAACAUUUAAGAUUUGUACAGAUUUUUCUUUUUUCUACUUCAGAACUUCUGUUUCACAAUGUAAAUCCCGUUAGGUAGAGCAUGUAGACUGUAACACAUGACCAAACAUCAACCAAAACAAAUAGUCCACAAAACAGCCUUUAAAUUAAAAUUUUAGUUUUUUGUCA
Molecule: messenger RNA, 3480 nt
Organism: Triplophysa dalaica
Lineage: Eukaryota; Metazoa; Chordata; Actinopteri; Cypriniformes; Nemacheilidae
Gene: celf1
Product: cugbp, Elav-like family member 1
Exons: 17
Coding region: 229-1866 (545 amino acids)
Biological process (GO): mRNA splice site recognition; regulation of alternative mRNA splicing, via spliceosome
Cellular component (GO): nucleus; ribonucleoprotein complex; cytoplasm
Molecular function (GO): mRNA 3'-UTR binding
Source: RefSeq, a predicted model, not a curated record